UUCGCUUUUCUCCUCGUCAGUUUUUAUUCCCUCCCUCCCUCCCUCCUCCCCAAUAGUCCUUCCUUUGUCCAAAAAUCCCAAACCCUAAUUUAACAGACGCCGAAAACCCAUGCGCCUCUCCAAUUCAACGCCGUACGAAAUGAUCUGAAAGUCUCUGCUGCCAUUGGAUUGGAGACUAGUGGCUACAAUGUCGGAUGACAUGCUGCUCCAUUUCUCUUCCAAUUCGUCCAACCAGUCGGACCACUCUCUUCCCACCAAGAUUGCCAAGCUCGAAGCUCGCAUGGUCGGAAAGGCUUCCUCCGCUCCUCCUGCUCACCCUCAGCCUCAGCCUCAGUCUUCUUGGUCCUCCCUCUCGUCUGCCCCCAAAUUCGUGACGGCUGACUUGUCCGCCGAGCCUUCUACUUCCAGUGAUUCCGAUGAUGAUAAUGGAGGGGAGUUUUUAAUACAAGCCAAUACUCAGAAGCGCCAGAAACUUCAACAAGAUGGUACUUCAACAACUAUCUUUGAGCAUGUUGAGGCAGUGGCUGAUGUGAGGCAAAUGGUUGUAGAUACCAAGGUAAAUUCUGAUGUAAAUAGAAAAAAACAUGGUCGUGGUAGGGCCAAUUCUGUCUUAGGUCGGGGUCGCGGUUCAAGAGUUCAUGAUCAGACAAAAUCAUUAAUUUCUCCUCCAACAGUUUCACCCCCAAAUGGUGAGCUUGAGAACUCAUACAACAAGGAUAGCAGGUCUAAAGAUCAGCUUCGUAAUGACAACAGCUCUUCCUUAGAUGAGGAGGUUGCGACUUUACGUGUAAAAGUUGCUGCACUAGAGGAGGAUUUGCGUAAAUCACGACAAGAGGCCUCUGAUCAUCAGAAUCUUUUCCGCCAAUUAGAGAAAGAGUUAAAAGAAGUAAAAGAUUAUGAACAGAAAAUGAAGCCUAAGAGAACAAAAGUAAUCUCCGAUCUGCUGAUUUCUGUUUCAAAAGCAGAGAGGCAGGAAGCAAGGUUGAAAGUACGACAGGACUCCUUGAGGCUUGGCAAUGUGGGUGUAAUCAGAGCUGGAACUGUAAUAUCUGAGACAUGGGAAGAUGGGCAAGCCUUGAAGGAUCUUAAUGCUCAUCUUAGACAAUUAUUAGAAACUAAGGAGGCUGUUGAGAGGCAGCGAAAGUCGUUGAAAAAAAGGCAAACUGAUAAGAGUGAUGCAGUUGAUGCUGAAACUGGAAUACAAGAAGAAUCUGUAAUCCAGGAUGAGAUCUAUAAAUCCCGUCUAGCGAGCAUCAAACGAGAGGAGGAAGUUUUACUUCGUGAAAGGGACCGCUAUGAACUGGAAAAGGGAAGGCUUAUACGUGAAAUGAAACGCAUACGUGAUGAGGAUGGUUCCCGUUUUAACAAUUUUCAGAUUCUCAACCACAGAUAUGCCCUCUUAAAUCUUCUUGGCAAAGGAGGAUUCAGUGAAGUUUACAAGCAGGCAUUUGACUUGGUAGAGCACAGAUACGUUGCAUGUAAACUUCAUGGUUUAAAUGCUCAGUGGAGUGAGGAGAAGAAGCAGAGUUACAUAAGGCACGCAAUUCGGGAAUACAAUAUUCACAAAACCUUGGUGCAUCAUCACAUUGUCCGGCUUUGGGACAUUUUUGAGAUCGAUCAGAAUACAUUCUGCACCAUCUUGGAGUACUGUAGUGGGAAAGAUCUUGACGCUGUUCUCAAAGCAACACCUGUAUUGCCUGAGAGGGAAGCUAGGAUCAUUAUCUUUCAGAUAUUUCAAGGCCUUAUUUACUUGAACAAGAGAACACAGAAGAUUAUACAUUAUGAUUUGAAGCCUGGAAAUGUUCUAUUUGAUGAACUUGGUGUUGCGAAAGUGACCGACUUUGGUCUCAGCAAGAUUGUGGAAGAUGAUGUUGGAUCCCAGGGUAUGGAACUUACGUCCCAGGGUGCUGGAACUUAUUGGUAUCUACCUCCUGAAUGCUUUGAGCUCAGCAGGACACCUCUUAUCUCAUCAAAGGUUGAUGUUUGGUCAGCUGGUAUUCUAUUAUACCAAAUGUUAUUUGGCAGACGUCCUUUUGGGCAUGACCAGACCCAGGAACGAAUACUGCGGGAAGACACAAUUAUCAAAGCACGAAAAGUUGAGUUUCCUUCUAGACCAUCCAUCUCAAAUGAGGCAAAGGAAUUUAUUCGGCGUUGUCUAACAUAUAAUCAAGCUGAGAGGCCAGAUGUAUUGGCAAUUGCUCAAGAUCCAUUUCUGACCUACUCAAAAAAGUAAAGACCCAACAGCCAGGUGCAAGAGAUUUUGUUUGUUUUCCUGCAACACCCACCAGAAAUCUGUACAGCUUGUAAAGGUUUUUACUUCUUGUAUCUGUGGCGCAUCUCACUUCUUGAAAUAGGCUGGUUUGAGGGUCUUGGUUUUGUGACCCCAUUUCUGGGAGAGAUUGUAGGUGCAGUUAGAACUUAGAAAAGGAACGUGAUAUUUUGUCUAAUUUCUCCCAGAUAUUUUGUCAAUCAUAUAUGGGGAUAUCUUUUGGGAUAACAUAGUGAAAAGAAUAUGAAAGGCUUUCCAACUUUAGCUACUUGUUCAA
This is a messenger RNA of Rosa rugosa (rugosa rose), 2546 nucleotides long. RefSeq names its product serine/threonine-protein kinase TOUSLED. Gene Ontology annotation, molecular function: protein serine/threonine kinase activity; ATP binding. The coding region runs from base 188 to 2233 and encodes 681 amino acids. NCBI's taxonomy places the organism in Eukaryota, Viridiplantae, Streptophyta, Magnoliopsida, Rosales, Rosaceae. Gene Ontology annotation, biological process: chromosome segregation; peptidyl-serine phosphorylation; intracellular signal transduction. The transcript is spliced from 16 exons. The record is from RefSeq and is a predicted model, not a curated record. Gene Ontology annotation, cellular component: nucleus.